AAUUGGGAGGUGUAAAUUGCAGAUAGCAGGAGGUUCAUUGGAUGGAUGGCAUUCACGUAGAAAUCAAUUGUUGUAGAUUGCUUCCCAUAAACUCCACAUCCCUCCUCGCCAUAGUUUCACUGCAAAACCAGCCGCCAUUAAUGACUUCUCUUCACUUUGUGUUGUUCCCUCUAAUGGCUCAAGGUCAUAUGAUACCCAUGGUCGACAUCGCCCGAUUACUAGCACACCGCGGGGAUACCGUCACCAUAAUCACCACUCCGGUUAACGCCAACCGGUUCAAACCCACCAUUUCUCGAGCUAUCAAAGACGAAAACCUCAAGAUCCAACUACUUGAGCUCCAACUCCCRUUAACAGAAGUCGGUUUGCCGGAAGGGUUCGAGUGUUUCGACAUGCUUACAUCAGAAGCCCUCUUUAUGAAAUUAUUCGCAGCGGCAGCUAUGUUAAAGGAACCAUCGGAAAACAUCCUCCGGCGACUAACUCCKGCGCCAAGUUGCAUCAUCUCCGACAAUCUAUUUCCUUGGACUAGAGAUCUUGCUCAGAAGUUCAAUAUUCCGAGGCUUAUUUUCCAUGGACCUGGAUGCUUCACGUGUAUGUGUAUGCACAUUGUGAUGAAUWCUAAUAUACUAGAUGAAGUAGUCCGUGACUCGGAMUGCCUUGUUCUACCCGGUCUGUCUGACCGGAUAGAACUUACAAAAGCGCAAGCUUCCGCUUGGGAAAGAUCGCUAGAGAAGGCGACAGCAGGUGUGUUUGAAGGAUUGCGAGAAGCGGAGAAUGAUGCAGAUGGGAUUGUGGUUAAUAGUUUCCAUGAGUUGGAGGCCRAGUACGUUGAACAACUUGCGAAAGCGAAAGAUAAAAAGGUAUGGUGUGUCGGUCCGGUUUCGUUAUGCAACAAAAGUUCCGWAGAUAAAUCCGAGAGAGGAAGCAAGGCCGAAUUCAAUGAACAUGAUUGCUUGAAAUGGCUAGAUUCGAGGGAGCCGGGUUCCGUGGUCUAUGUUUGCUUGGGAAGUCUAACACGAGCUUGUACCGAACAAGAUAUCGAACUAGGGUUGGGAUUGGAGUCAUCCAACAUGCCAUUCAUUUGGUGCGUAAGRCACACGACCGAGGAACUCGAGAGAUGGUUCUCGGAAGAAGGAUACGAAGAACGGGUGAAAGAUAGGGGUUUAAUUGUCCGGGGUUGGGCACCACAAGUUUUGAUUCUGUCACACCCGACCAUCGGAGGUUUUUUGACGCAUUGCGGAUGGAACUCGACUCUCGAAGGGAUUUCGACCGGAGUCCCGAUGGUUACAUGGCCGCAUUUCGCSGAUCAGUUUAUGAACGAGAGAUUCAUCGUGGAUGUUCUGAAAAUUGGAGUGGGAAUUGGCAUUAAGGUUCCUGUUCGUGUUGGACAGGAGGAACUGUUGGGAGUGUUGGUGAAGAAGGAAGAGGUGAAGACGGCAUUGGAGGGCUUAAUGGAGACAGACGAGGAAGGAAAAGCAAGAAGAAAGAGAGCUGAAUCGCUUGGGGAAAUGUCGAAGAGAGCAAUGGAGGAAGGGGGUUCGUCUUAUCUUAACCUCACAUCCAUGGUUCAAGAUAUUAGCGAACAAGUUGCAAGGAGGAAAUCAUCAGUUCAAGAUAUUGCGUUGGAAUAA
Cynara cardunculus var. scolymus (artichoke) is the source of this 1628-nucleotide messenger RNA. Its product is annotated as UDP-glycosyltransferase 73E1-like. Bases 42 to 1628 code for a protein of 528 amino acids. The record is from RefSeq and is a predicted model, not a curated record. Gene Ontology annotation, molecular function: UDP-glycosyltransferase activity. NCBI's taxonomy places the organism in Eukaryota, Viridiplantae, Streptophyta, Magnoliopsida, Asterales, Asteraceae. The transcript has a single exon.